AUGGAAAGAAUGACACCAAAAUACACUGAGAAAAGCCUCUGGAAAGAGAAAAGAAAAUCUGGGCUGGAGGUCCGUGACCGCAUGUGGCUCAAGAUUACCAUCCCCAACGCUUUCAUCGGCUCAGAUGUGGUGGACUGGCUGUACCACAACGUGGAAGGCUUCACUGACCAGCGAGAGGCCCGCAAAUAUGCCAACAACCUGCUGAAAGCCGGCUUCAUCCACCACACUGUCAACAAGAUCACCUUCUCUGAGCAGUGCUACUACAUCUUCGGUGACCUCUGUGGCAACAUGGCCAACCUGUCCCUCCAUGAUCACGAUGGCUCCAGCGGCGCCUCUGACCAGGACACGCUGGCCCCUUUGCCACACCCAGGGGCAGCCCCUUGGCCCAUGGCUUUCCCUUACCAGUACCCGCCACCCCCGCACCCCUACAACCCUCACCCAGGCUUCCCAGAGCUGGGGUACAGCUAUGGUGGGGGCAGCGCCAGCAGUCAGCACAGUGAAGGCAGCCGGAGCAGUGGCUCCAACCGUAGCGGCAGUGACCGACGAAAGGAGAAGGACCCGAAGGCGGGGGACUCAAAGUCUGGCGGCAGCGGCAGCGAGUCGGACCACACAACCCGCAGCAGCCUGCGGGGGCCGCGGGAGCUGGCGCCCAGCGAGCGCUCAGGUCCUGCCGCCAGCGAGCAUAGCCGCCGCAGCCACCACUCAAUGGCCAGCAGCCUGCGCAGUCACCACACGCAUCCGAGCUACGGCCCCCCUGGCGUGCCCCCUCUCUACGGUACCCCCAUGCUGAUGAUGCCCCCUCCGCCCGCGGCCAUGGGGCCCCCAGGAGCCCCUCCGGGUCGCGACCUGGCCUCCGUGCCCCCCGAACUGACAGCCAGCAGACAGUCCUUCCGCAUGGCCAUGGGAAACCCCAGUGAGUUCUUUGUGGAUGUGAUGUGAACAGGACCCCUCCCCCACGUCCAUCCCACUCCCACCCCUGGGCGGUUGCGUCCCUCUCUCCAUCCGUCCGUCUUUUUUACUUUGUCUGGUACCUGAAAGGGAAAUAAAUUGAACUAAAUUCA
Prionailurus viverrinus (fishing cat) is the source of this 1061-nucleotide messenger RNA. RefSeq names its product segment polarity protein dishevelled homolog DVL-3-like. The coding region runs from base 1 to 939 and encodes 312 amino acids. Gene Ontology annotation, molecular function: frizzled binding. The record is from RefSeq and is a predicted model, not a curated record. Lineage: Eukaryota; Metazoa; Chordata; Mammalia; Carnivora; Felidae. Gene Ontology annotation, cellular component: cytosol. Gene Ontology annotation, biological process: canonical Wnt signaling pathway; intracellular signal transduction. The transcript has a single exon.